UAGUGGGUCAAAAUGUCCGAUAUAUUGUCAGCUUGGUGUAUUUCUCUUUUUAUUGUGAAACUCUUUGAAAAUCUUUAAUUUCUUGAACUAAAAUCAUGGGAAAACAAUUUUCCUCAACGUGGACGUAUUUCACGAAGGUGGACGAGAAGCUGGCACAGUGCAAUUUGUGCAAGAAGAUUGUGAAAACGUCGGGAAAUACGACAAACGCCACGAAUCACCUCAAAAUCAGGCACAAAAUGUUUCCCCGGGCCAUUCCGGAAUCAUCUGCUAAUUAUGCAACUAAGAAGAAUGUUGCUGUGGAGCAGGAGUACCAAAAACAGGACGAGGAAGAUAUUCAAAUUGUGGAAGAGGAGGUUUGUGAGCAGCUCGAUGAGCAUUCACGGGACAGCUAUGUUGAGCAGCAAAUUGAGGAGAAGGAGACUAGCGAGGAAGAAGUGACUUAUUGCAUGGAGAUGCUGGAUGAUGAAGAGGAGAAAGUGUCUGAAGAUUCGAGGGUGCUCAGGACUAAAAUGCCAUACAGAUAUUCUGCCAGGAGCGUACAGGAAGACACCAAGAGGGUUGAGAAGCAUAGAAAUGCUCAGGCGGGAAGCAGUGACUCUCUUUCUGCUCCCAGGUACGAUUUCUCCUCAGCCGUGGACAUCUUUUUCGCCUCAAUGGCGGCAACAGUGAAGCAAAUGCCUCCGGAAAAGAUUGUGGCCAUCAAGCAGAAAAUCUCCACAAUUGUCUUCCAGGAGGAACUCCAGCAACUCAGGAACGAAAGCCUGCACUUCAGCAUUCACGAAUAGGGGAAGCAAAACAACUUUAUUGAGUUAAAAAAUAUGUUAAAGUUUUAUUUAUGAUCGAGAAACAACAAAUAAACAAUAUUCUUCUCAAAAA
Messenger RNA from Phlebotomus papatasi, 876 nucleotides. RefSeq lists its product as uncharacterized. The transcript is spliced from 2 exons. Lineage: Eukaryota; Metazoa; Arthropoda; Insecta; Diptera; Psychodidae. Bases 96 to 785 code for a protein of 229 amino acids. Gene Ontology annotation, molecular function: DNA binding. The record is from RefSeq and is a predicted model, not a curated record.